Messenger RNA from Eremothecium cymbalariae DBVPG#7215, 861 nucleotides. RefSeq names its product hydroxyacylglutathione hydrolase. The record is from RefSeq and is a predicted model, not a curated record. The transcript has a single exon. NCBI's taxonomy places the organism in Eukaryota, Fungi, Ascomycota, Saccharomycetes, Saccharomycetales, Saccharomycetaceae. Gene Ontology annotation, molecular function: hydroxyacylglutathione hydrolase activity. The coding region runs from base 1 to 861 and encodes 286 amino acids.
AUGCCAUUUAUCACCAAGUUUAGAGUUAUACAAUCGAGGCAAAUGCAUGUGAAAGCUAUAAAAAUGAGGUGGUUAACCGGCGGGGUCAACUAUAGUUAUUUAGUCUCCACUGAUGAUCAAAAAGCAUCAUGGCUAAUUGACCCUGCGGAGCCUCUUGAAGUAUUAUCAUCAUUGAGUAGAUCUGAGAAACAAAACGUGACAGCAAUAGUAAAUACCCAUCACCAUUAUGAUCACUCUGGUGGUAAUAUUGCAAUUUUAGCAGCGUUGAAAACAAUAGGUAUCAGUGUACCUGUUAUUGCAGGGUCUAAUAUCUCUCCAAGAGCCACGGAGAUUCCUAAGCACCUACAGCGUUAUCAAUUGGGUGAUACAAUCGAUAUAUUGUGUAUUAGAACUCCGUGUCACACACAGGAUUCCAUUUGUUACUUUAUGGAAGAUAAGAAGUCCGGUGACUGUGCGGUGUUCACAGGAGAUACCUUAUUCACUGCUGGAUGUGGUCGCUUCUUCGAAGGAACAGCGAAGGAGAUGGAUAUGGCAUUAAACCAAAAUCUAAUCAAUCAUGUUGAAAAGCUUUCAAGUGCCAAAGUUUACCCAGGACAUGAAUACACUAAGGGCAAUGUUCUGUUUGUGCGAAGCGCCAUUUAUAAAAAUUAUGGAGAGAAUGAAGCCUUUGAUGAAUUAGAGAAGUUUACUAACGCUAAUGAAGUUACAACUGGGCAUUUUACACUCAAAGAUGAAACCAAUUACAACCCUUUCAUGAGGUUAAAUGAUCCUAUUGUGAGAAAGCGGGUGGGAGAUAAAGAUGGUUCCUGGACCAGCUCCCAAGUGAUGAAUAAGCUGAGACACAUGAAGAACAACGCAUAA